UGAUGUUUCACCCUGAAGCUCAAAUGAAGCACAGAGACUGCUGUCGUGGACUGCUUACUCCACGUGUGAUCGGGGUCUACGAAAUACAGAGUUUUGCCUCGAACUGCAUCAGGAACUUGGAGGAACUGAAUCUACCGACGCUGCCUUCGUAGUGUCGCCCCUAAACCUGGUAGCCCGCUGUGUGCUCUAAACAACGCGUACCGGAGUUUCACACGUUGCCGCUACAGAUAUCCGACUGCUGUCUCAGCAGUUUCACAUAGCGCACACAACUCGUUUCUCAAAUGCAGUAGCGGCAGGUAGGCAGACGGCGAAACAAAGAAACAUCGUUGCCUCUAAGCACGGGUGAACACAGUAACACUUUCCGGUCAGCGACGGAACUCCCAAGUUACGGAUCGACCACCUUCUACAGUGGGGCUUCUCCACAGGAUCCAGCAACGAUGAGGCAAAAAAUGACGUUUUCCGUUUGGGUUUACAGUGGUGAGAUAGUGAGAGAGGCGUGUGUCAACUGAUGACGGUUUCGCAUAAUGGCGUGUUCGCGCUACAGACUUUGAACAUGUACGCUAAGGACAUCCGGCGCCUGGCUUAACGGUUGUGAGAAAACCCCGCAGUCUCCACAAACACACUUUCCUUUGUCCCUGCCAGGAUUUGCAACGUAUGCGUAACCCAUUGGAGCGUGUACCUCUCCACGGUCUACUUUUUCGGACCGCUUGUUCCUUGGAAAACACACAUGCGGCAGUAACCGCAGCCGCUUGCUGCUGGACUGGCCCCGACUGGUCCCGCCGUUUCUGCACACCGUGCAAAGGGGUCGUUCUUACUUUGAAAACUAGAAAAAAACAGCGUUCCUCCCAUCCGUAGGCGAAAAGGAAGAUGACUGGCUCGAAACUGUUGUGGUACGGCAAAAGCAGUCUGAGAAACGGAGAAGCGAUCAACGACGGAGAGCGUGGACAGCCUACCCGGACAGACACACCUGGGCAAAAAGCACCUUUUCUUGGCCACGGUGGAAGGAGGCCUCCACACAGUUUACAGCCGUACGGUUGGCUGUUUUCGUCCCAUUUUCCAUCGGAUCGGAAAAAAGCGUUGACAACCACGUCGCUUCCUCCAAAAAACAGGCCAGGCGUCUCUCACAGACAGUCUGCAGCGUCUGUCGUCCUCCCGGGCUCUCACACUGCGAUCAACACGCGUGCAGUUGAGAGUUUCGGCCCCCACGAAAGCUUUCGCUUCCAUUUCUGCUUUUUGCGUGCUCAAGCGCACGUCUCGGCACCUCGAGAUGGUUUGCCGUCUCUGAGCGUCUUCGGCGAGACUGCCCUGCAAUACCCGUGUGUUGAGCUCGUCGUUUAUAUGGAGCAGGGUGGGAGCAAAUUGCAAGUGUGUUUAAAGGUCAGCAGGUGGGACGCGUGCGUGGCAAUAAGAGGACGAAGCGUCGUUUUUUGAAACACACAUGUGGCCGGACGGGGAGAGCGCUGGAGAGCGUUUCCUUGUUCCCGCACUAGCCUUUUUUCCUCUUUUUGGCGAAAACGCGUUCGUGACUCCUUUGUCCUUCUCUCCCGUCUCUCUGUCUCUCUCUCUCUUUCUUUCGGUCUCGUGUGCUGCCUGAGUCUCUGUUUUCUCUGCGUCGCCCCUCUCUCCCCUCGGGAUGCGAGAGACCAAGCGUGGCGCGGUACCCUGAGUUAUUAUCCCCGUCACCGGGAGCGUCCUUUCUCUCGCUUCUUGCUCGGCGUUCGCUUCUGGCCGUUCUCUUCUCUCAUGCCUUUGUUUCUGUCUUUCGUCUCGGAUUUGUAGACCGGCACAUAAUCUUCGUCACACAGCGCGUGACGCGCGUGAGCUUCCACUCAUCCCGUCGCAGACCUUCCCCCUCUCUGCCGGCCUCCUCAACUUUUGCGCGAAAGAACUCGCUUUUUCGCUGCUUCUCUGUGAAACUUGCUUGCAACCUAAAUAGUUCCUUUAAAAAGCUCGCUGCGGAUCGAAUCCCGUAUCGGAACUGUUCACAGUUGCCCUGCGCCACAGCCAGCUUCUGCGGGUCAGGACCCUUUCCUGCCCCCCACCCCGAGGUUUUGGACUUCGCCUUGUUCUCCGCGACACCCUUCUUUCUCUCUCUGCUGUCUCUCCACGUUCGCCAGUCCCAGCACCUCUGUCGUCUCGACCCGAACUUUAUCACAAUGGAGGAGAAAACAACUACUGCCCCCCCUGAGUCCUUCCGCGUCGUUCUCGCCUCUGUGACGAAUCUUCUUUAUCCUGUUGACAUCGACUUGAUCCACUACCUCUUCUCUAAAUAUGGAGAGAUUGAAAAGAUCGUCACGUUCAGCAAGUCGCCGACGAUGUACCAGGCGUUGAUCCAGUUCCAGAGCCCAGAUCAGGCGCGACAUGCGUUGAUGAAUUUGCACAGUCGGAACAUCUACGACGGCUGCAACACACUGCAGAUCCAGCCGUCUCGUCUGAACGAGCUGGUCGUCAAGAACAACACCCAGAAAAGCUGGGACUACACGGUCCAGAGCGGCGGCCCGUCGGGCUCUGUGGGCGCGACUGGGGACCUCCCGCCCCCAGGCCAGGCCCCCGGCGCGGCGGUCCCCGCGGGCGUGAACAACGGCCGGAACGUGGGCCCGGGCCCCGCGCCCCACCACCCAGGCCCGCAUGGGCCUCCGGGCCCGUACGGCGCCGGCGCGCAGCAUCCGCCGAUGGGAGGCGCGGUCGCGGGCAUCCAGCCGCCUCCGCCUGCUCACGCCAUCGGUCACCAUGCCGCGCCUGUGCACCACGGCGUCCGGCUCGGGGCAGCCGGCCCGCUGGGCAUGUCCCACCCGUACCACCCCGGCAGCAACUUGCUCCAUCUGCUCGACAAACUGCCCAGAGAACUGCGUGAAAUCGAGUCGACCAAUCCAACUCAAACCCCCGUCAUCAUUGUCUACAACCUUCCUGCUAACAUCACUGUCCAUAUGUUGUUCAACCUCUUCAGCCUGUACGGUUCCGUCCUUCGCGUGAAGAUUUUGCGCGAGAAGAGCGACACGGCUCUGAUUCAGUAUUCCGACCCGCUCUACGCUACUAUCGCCCACAACUACAUUCAGGGAGCAAAUGUGUUGGGACAGUCGCUGCAAGUCGGCUUCAGCAAGAACAUGGAAGUGAAGCUGCCGCCUCCGAACUCCCAGAAGACCGAAGCCACCGCAGAGGAGGAGAAACGCACUGUCGCUUUCUCGAUCAAAGACCAGCGAUAUGGGGGUGACGACGUCGAGAAGUACGUCAAGGGCUCCUGCCGCCCCACAAAGACCAUCUUUGUGGCGAACUUGGACGAGAAUGCCACGGACGAGGAAGUCCAGAAGCUGUUCAAGGAGCACGGCCAAGUGAGCAAAUUCACUUUCAAGGCCCCCAAGAACGAGUCUGCAAAGACGCAGAUGGCCAUGAUGGAGAUGGGCACCGAGGCCGAGGCCGUCGCUGCGGUGAUGUACCUCCACAACCACGAGCUCCACGGCCGCAGCAUGAAGGUCGCGUUCUCCAAGACUGUUCUGUAAAAUGGAGAGGAACGACGCGUGGAGAAUCGAGGAGCUGCGCCUGCCAGCAGUUUGUGUCUCGCCGUAUCGAGUCUUCGCCUGUCGAUAAACCGACCCGCUUCUUCCGGGAUCUGUCGGCCGUCGUGUGUCUUCGCCUGCGCCGAGACAUCUCGCGAACCGCCAGGCCUGAAACUGCAUGCGCCAGCUGGCCCGUGGGGCCGCUUCGCCGACUCUCUUGGAUUUGCAGAGACGCGGCGUCAGCGCCGUGUGUGACAGAGACUCACCUGAAAAGCGGGAUGACUGAGGCAGCUGGCUGUCUCCGGAGAGACACCCUCAAGGAGACAGCGUAGGGCUCGUGCAGCCCGCAGGGCGAGAGAAGGUCGGAGAACAAUGUGGGUCUCUGGUCGAAGCCUCAUGAGAACCGGAAGCGCUCUUCUGUGGCUGGGAAGGGAACUGUGUUUGCCUUGAUGAUCGACAGGCCAUGUGUUUUUGUGCAUGCGCUUCUCUACAUGUAUCGAACUGGACUCUGCUGUAAAGAUGGCUCGACUCUGCAGCUGCCGCUUCCGGCCCUCUGCAGAUGUGCAUGGCGUGCAUGUUUGCAACGGAACGUUCUGUUUUCCAGGGCGCAGAGUGGCUCCAGCGACACCGCGAAGCAGCGGUUCGCGAGGGGAGACUGGUGGAGCCUCGUUUCAUUGUGUUGCAAACCUGGCGUACAGCCCGAGAAGGAACAGGCAUUUCGAAGUGGAGGGCGAACACGAUCUGCCGCACCGCGGGGACCAGAACGACUCCACAGUGUACCUUUCACUGCAUACACGUCCGAGAUAGCUAGGCGGCAAGUCUCACCGUUUUGCCCCGAGUGUUCUACCGCUCUAAACACAAUGAAAUCGAC
Messenger RNA from Toxoplasma gondii ME49, 4365 nucleotides. RefSeq names its product RNA recognition motif-containing protein. Gene Ontology annotation, molecular function: mRNA binding. Gene Ontology annotation, biological process: regulation of RNA splicing. Gene Ontology annotation, cellular component: nucleus. NCBI's taxonomy places the organism in Eukaryota, Apicomplexa, Conoidasida, Eucoccidiorida, Sarcocystidae. Bases 2157 to 3497 code for a protein of 446 amino acids. The record is from RefSeq and is a predicted model, not a curated record. The transcript is spliced from 7 exons.